Magnolia sinica is the source of this 570-nucleotide messenger RNA. Its product is annotated as kiwellin-1-like. Bases 1 to 570 code for a protein of 189 amino acids. The transcript has 3 exons. The record is from RefSeq and is a predicted model, not a curated record. Lineage: Eukaryota; Viridiplantae; Streptophyta; Magnoliopsida; Magnoliales; Magnoliaceae.
AUGGGUGCUUGUUUAAGGGCAUUUGUUCUCCUCAUCUUCCUUCUCUUUUCCCAAGCUUCCCUCCACGCAAAAGCUCAGAAAUGCAAACCCAGUGGCAAAUUGAAGGGUAAAAAACCGCCCCACGGUGAAUGCAACACUGAGAACAACUUUGAUUGCUGCAUAGCGGGGUUGAUUUACACCACAUACAAAUGUUCGCCACCCGUGUCGAACCAAACAAAGGCUGUCUUGACAAUCAACAGCUUUGAGGAGGGUGGAGAUGGUGGGGCCCCAUCAGAAUGUGAUAACAAAUACCAUGACGAAGACACGCCUGUGGUGGCACUCUCGACUGGGUGGUUCAAGGCAAACAACCAAUGGAGAUGCCUCAACAAGAUAAUCAUUCAUGGAAACGGGCACAGUGUGGAAGCUAUGGUAGUCGACGAGUGUGACUCAACUAUGGGGUGUGACACAAAUCAUGAUUACCAACCUCCUUGUCCCAACAAUAUUGUCGAUGCCUCCAAAGCUGUUUGGAAAGCCUUGGGCGUGCCAAAAAGUAAUUGGGGCGGGUUGGACAUCACCUGGACGGAUGCUUGA